CGCAGAGAGCGGCUUGUCAAUACGCAGCCUUAAAUACGUUGACCAGCCAGGAACAGCGGCAACGGCGGAGGAGGGGGAGAAGCGACGGAGAGAACCUUCUUCAGAGGAUAAUAUUCUUCACAUGAAUUUCUUUCUUUCCGCUGGAAUAACUUGUCUUGUCUAGAAUCUGCCGCUCUAACUCAUGAGGCGGCACAGAGACGUUAUAUAAGGCGAAUAACGGACAGAGAUGAGACCGUACGUUACAGCAUAGCGGCACAAUAACCGCAUGUGCUGACUGGGCUUGGCGCUUAAGGGCGACAGAAACCGUCAGACCUUCACUUGAAUUCGGUGAUGUAUGUGUGCUUCAUCACGUUUUGUGUUAAUUUAUUCAAGAAGCGAGCUAGCUUGGGGAGCUGCUGCCAAUGCUGGUCCAUUCACUAUUGUGUGCGUUUGAUUUAACUUAGCAAGGCGGCUAACCAGGACGCGCUUCUGCCGCUGACGAUCCCGUGUGCGUAGCGGAAUGAUGGUCAGAAGAAACCUCCAACAGACAGGCGCUAAUGGCUCAGAUUAAUUGUCAAUUUAGUAAUUGGUUUGUAUGAUUAUCAAAUCUCGCCACAAAGGCGGUGUGUCUGGUUAGACCUGGUGGGCCCUGCUAUCAUUCAUAAAACUAUCCUUAACGCGAAGAAUGGGCCCAUGUCGUAGUGUGGAAAACAAAGAAUUAGGCUACUGAAGAGAGUAAGCUGGUUAGAUAAGCUUGUUUUAUCGUUUUUAGGUGAGCUAGCAAGCUGGUUGACGGAUUAGUCACACAGCCUGGACUGAACUGCUCCCCGGACUCGCUCUGUCCCUCGGUUGGAGUUAUUUCCCCCCCCGGUUUCCACGUUUUUCUUGUCUCUGCGCCGCACCACAAUGAGCAGUCAAACCGGAGACGCCGGGUCGCUUGAAGUGGAGCCCAUGCCGGGGUACUUGGACCUCAUCACCAGAGCCUCCUCAGUCAUGCUGCGCGCAUGGAGGGACUGUAGCACUUGCGGUCUGGAGCUCUCCAAACGGACUCUCCUGGAUAACGCUUACAUUACCUGGACGGAAAUCGCCCUGUUCUUUUUUUGCGCCUUUUUGUGGACGCAGGUCAGGCGGGGACUGACAGAAAGUCUGUUUAAGCCUCUAGCACAGUGGUGCAGGCUGCUGCCCAAAGAUGCUGCCAAGAUGCCGGAGAGCACGUGGAAGCUGGUCUUCUACACCAUGUCAUGGUCCUACAGCACCUACCUGCUCUUCUUCACCUCCUACUCCUUUUUCCAUGACCCGCCCUCUGUCUUCUACAACUGGAAGAGCGGUAUGCCAGUGCCUACAGAUAUCGCCAUCGCCUACCUGAUCCAGGGCAGCUUCUAUGGCCACUCCAUCUAUGCUACAGUCUACAUGGACGCAUGGAGGAAGGACUCUGCUGUCAUGGUGGUGCACCACAUCAUCACACUGGCACUCAUUUGCUUCUCCUACGCUUUCAGGUACCACAACGUAGGGAUCCUGGUGUUGUUCCUCCACGAUAUCAAUGACAUCCAGCUGGAGUUCACCAAGCUCAACGUUUACCUGAAGUCCAGAGGUGGAGGCUAUUACCUGCUCAAUGAUAUUUUGUCCAACAUGGGCUCCGUCAGCUUCAGCAUCACUUGGUUCUGGUUCCGUCUCUACUGGUUCCCUCUCAAAGUGCUGUAUGCCACAUGUGUGUCCAGCCUUCAGUCUGUGCCCAACAUCCCCUUCUACUUCUUCUUUAAUGCUCUUCUCCUCGCCCUGCUGCUCAUGAAUAUCUACUGGUUCCUGUUCAUUGUUAUUUUCGUAGUGAAGGUGCUAAAGAUGAAGGAGGUGAAUGACGUCAGAGAGUACGAGGAUGAGGAUGGCAACAAGACAGCAGCAGGCCUGCACAGAAACCCUCAGGCAGCAAACAACGAAGAUGAUGCUGGACAUCACAACUCUGCCCAGGGGAAGCACGUGCAAAACGGGGUCACCAAGGAGAAACAUCUAUAACGGGCUCUCCGUCGCCACCACCAGGCACUAGGCUACAAGUACAAGCAAGACAAGACGCCUUCCUGGGAUGGCUCGCGCUCAAAACGUGGCUCUGAAGGGAAGAGUGUCACAAAAAGAAAAGGAAAGAAAAUACAAAGUUAGGGCGCAAUGAGUUUUUAUUCCUUUUAUUUGUUUUAGAACAUUUCAUUUCAUCGCUGUCAUUUUGUUUUCGGUCUUGUUUUUAUUAGAGCACUGUGAAUGUUAUUUCAGGUGACUUUUGUCUUAUUGUUGAUAACUUUACAUUCGAUAGAUUCAGUAGAAACAAACCAGUUUGAGUGAGACUUGGACUGUGAUUGUCACGUACAGUAGUGCAGGGUGUCAUAUUCAUCACUAUCACCCUUAACAGCAGCACAACACCCAGACAAGAAAAAGGUUUAGACCUGUGGGUCUGUAGACAUUUAGACCUGCAGUAACCUGCAGUAACAGACAUUAUGCUGAUUCAGUAGGGGUGAGCUGCGUUUGCCAUCAGUCAAAUAUAAUCAAUUCCUUUCCUCCUCACCCCUCUUCAAACUCCGUCCAUUCUCUCUGAUUCAAGACAUGAGGAGAAGAGGAUAAAAAAAUAAAAUAAAAAUAAAUAAAUGAAAUAAAAAAAUCGAAUCAGAGGGAAACAUUACAUUGUUCCGAGUACUGCUCUUCGGGCUGCAGUGAUGCCGGAGAGCUUGUCUAGCAUUGUCUGGUGCUGUUUCACCACAUGUAUUGAUUUUCAUAUCAUUGCACAAGUCAGUGGUGGCGACCGCAUAGCUGUGGCCCCCCUGCGUCCAUUAGUUUGAAUUGAACAGCCACAUUGAUGUGUGUAGGUAUGUGUGUGUGCGUGUGUGUGUGUGUGUGUGUGUAUGUGUGUGUGUGUGUUUGUGUGUGUGUGUGUUAGGUGUUUCAGGAUGGGGAGAGUAUGGAUGUAGCCGAGUCUUUUAAACUCACAACAUUUCACCUCUCAGUUUCUCUUUUACUGAUGAUCAACAGACAUUUCAAUAUUCACUUGGCAUUCCUGUACGGAAAAGGUUUUCUUUUCUUUUUCUUUUUUUUUUGUUUUCUUUUAUUGGCCCUUCCCCAGUGUGUGUUGCAAAGCAUCUGUUGCUGCACUGACAUGAAGGCAUACAAGCUGAUUGCUGGUUUAAUGACAGCAACUAGCUAGAAUUGAUUGACUGGGUUUAAGUGUCAUCCUCAUGAUUUAAUUUGUUAAAAACCGAUAUGGAUCUGAAUUACCUUUAUAACCAGUUCAUGGGUGGUGGCGGCUAUCAGGUUCACAGAAAAUCAGAACAAUAGCCCAGAAUUUGUGUAAAGAUAAAAAUCAGUAUGAUUUAAAAAAAAAAACAAUAUGUAUGCACACAUUAUGGUA
Seriola dumerili (greater amberjack) is the source of this 3364-nucleotide messenger RNA. RefSeq names its product ceramide synthase 1 (gene cers1). The coding region runs from base 886 to 1989 and encodes 367 amino acids. Gene Ontology annotation, cellular component: membrane. Gene Ontology annotation, molecular function: sphingosine N-acyltransferase activity. Lineage: Eukaryota; Metazoa; Chordata; Actinopteri; Carangiformes; Carangidae. The record is from RefSeq and is a predicted model, not a curated record. Gene Ontology annotation, biological process: ceramide biosynthetic process. The transcript is spliced from 7 exons.